ACCGUCUAGGGACGUUGCUCAACACAGUUAGACUCUCGUGGUUAGUUGGGGUGAUUCGCGGGUGGCUAGGAAAUAAAUGGAUUUGAUGUGUAAAAUUAGGUAGCAUAUAAAAGGUGGAAUAACAAAAAUAUCACAGGAUGUCCACGCGGCGGCAGCGAAUAAAAGGCCUGGCCAAUUUGUCAUUGGUGAAGCGCAAGGCACGCAAACAGGAAACACCAGCGCAAGGUACUGAGACGCAAGAAAAACAAGAGAACGUUGCGGAUGCAGAAUUAGAAGAUGAGCAACAGCAAGAACUACAGUCCAAAUCUGCAGACGACAGGUGUAGUUUACCAGACGCUGCAGAGGAAGACACGGUGGCGUUUAAAAUGCCCGCAACUAGCUCUGGACACCUUGAUGAUGCCUUCCAAUCCGACCUGGAAGACAAUAUCAUACAAAUGGACUUACAGAAGAGUUGCAGUGGCUAUCCAAUGUCGCCUAGCAAGGCACAGGCGCGACAACGUGUUCGUCCCACACCAGUGUUCGGGCAAAGGCGCAACAGUUUUGUGGGUUCGCCACUAGCUGGUGAUUGCAGCGAUGGCAGCAGCUUUCCUGAUUAUCAAUCACCUGGCACGCCUACGCGACGUGAGCGCUAUUUGAGUGGGUCUUCCAUAACAGGCACCACUUCGCUGCAGCAAACAUCACAGGGAUCGCCCAUGCCGCAAUCCUCAUACAAAUAUUUUCCACCUGUGAUGAGUCCAGGCGUUGGACGCAUACGCACUGAGUCAAGUUGCUCUGUAUUAUCGGAUACAUGCUCGCCGGGUGGCGGUAAGCAGCGCAAGAUUGAUGGUGGGGACAAAUUGCAGCCACAGCAGCGCGUGAAUGCACGAAGAGACUUUGAGACGCGUUUCGUCAACGGCGUGCCCGACAAGACCACAUUUAAGAUGUUUGACAUGAUCUAUUACAACCCAGAAGCAAACCCCAUGGAACAAAAACCAACGGUGACAACCAUUAAGGCCGAAACGACAGCCACAUUAGAUGACGCUAAGCCAACAAAGCAACAGUUGCUUGUAGCCAAGACGGAAGCGGCUUUACCCGUACCUCAACUGAAGCUAGAUGCCAAUGGCGAAAUGAUCAUUGAUGAAAAGACGCUGGAGAUCGAGACGACGGCUGAGGUGGAAGCACGAAAAGUUCUGGCCAACUCGUCCCUAAUCCAAAUGGAUGAGACCACAGGGGACAAUGGAUUCUGGUUGCGACGCAAACGAACGCGCGGCUGGUCGGCCGAGGAAACGGUUCGCUUUUAUCGCAGUCUGCAGAUUAUUGGCACCGAUUUUUCACUAAUGUGUGAAAUGUUUCCCACACGAACCCGCCGUGAUCUCAAGCUUAAAUACAAGAAGGAAGAACGAGCCAAUGGGCAGUUAAUAAACAAGGCCCUUCUCUAUCCCAAAGCUUUCAACAUUCAGGAGCUAAAGGAUCAAUUGCAGAGGGAGGAUGAGGAGAAGGCUGAAGCAGAUAGAAAAUGGAAGGAAAUAGAAGCGGCCGAGGCGAAAGUAAAGGAAAAGAGUUCCAGAUCAAAUGUGAGCAAAGCCUCACGAACGCUAAGUGAUGGCGAUGCGAUUUACGAGAAUGAGCAUGUGACCAAGGCAAGGAUGUCCAAGCACGUCUGGGCGAAGCGACGCACAGCAUUAGCUUCCGAAGCAGUAAACGAUGAGAACACAAAAGGAGCAGGUAAACGAAGGCGUCGCCAACGCACCACAGCAGAGCAAAUUCCUCAGAAAUCGAGUGAACCCACUUUACCGCCGUUUGCUUCGAUUAAGCAGGAGUCCCGCGUAAAGACGGAACAAACAGUUUGUAGUGAUAAGGAGCCAGAAGCACCACCACCACAGCUCCUACAACAGGAGCUUAAUUCACUUUUAAGUGAUGAUGAAGAAGCUACGGCCGAAAUUAUGGCACCAGAAGCGCACCCGAACGUGGAGUCGGAACCAACAAAAGGGCAGAAACGGGAAAAGGUCGUUAUCAAUAUGGACGAUGGGGCACUCAACUAUGUUAGCGAUGUUGAGUCCACAACCACGGAGAACAUGGCUACCGAAAAGAGCACAGGGCCUGUUACUCCUGCCUCUCCUGCCACAGGUUCAGCCACACCUGGAAUCACAGAGCACGACAUUGAACAAAUUUUAAUGGAAUUGGGUGAGGGUUCAUUAGUUUUGGUCUCCUCACUGGAUGCUCAGAGCGAAGACCGUGUUAUCAAUGAGAUUUAUAUGUAUGACAAAGAGACUGGCGAUCUAAGUGCCGAGCCCCUUGAUAUACCCGAUCAUAUUGUCCAAUGCAUAUUGACUGUAAUGAGCUAGAGUCACAUUAAAAGCGAAAAGCUGUAUGCAUUUUUUUUAGGUACGAAAUGUUGUUGAGCAUUUUUUUUAUAUAGAAAAUAAUGCAUU
This is a messenger RNA of Scaptodrosophila lebanonensis, 2411 nucleotides long. It is a transcript of the gene Bdp1, whose product is annotated as transcription factor TFIIIB component B'' homolog. Gene Ontology annotation, molecular function: TFIIIC-class transcription factor complex binding. Gene Ontology annotation, cellular component: transcription factor TFIIIB complex. The transcript has 2 exons. Gene Ontology annotation, biological process: RNA polymerase III preinitiation complex assembly. NCBI's taxonomy places the organism in Eukaryota, Metazoa, Arthropoda, Insecta, Diptera, Drosophilidae. The record is from RefSeq and is a predicted model, not a curated record. Bases 138 to 2324 code for a protein of 728 amino acids.